Messenger RNA from Naegleria gruberi, 1560 nucleotides. RefSeq lists its product as uncharacterized. NCBI's taxonomy places the organism in Eukaryota, Heterolobosea, Eutetramitea, Acrasida, Naegleriidae. The transcript has a single exon. The record is from RefSeq and is a predicted model, not a curated record. Bases 1 to 1560 code for a protein of 519 amino acids.
AUGACAACAACAACAAAUGCAGCUAAUCAAGUAAAUCCAAUUAAAAUUAUUAUAACAACAAGAGAAAGUAGUAAUAUAUUAGAAGUUAUGAAUUUUAUUUAUUCAAUUACAAGUUUAAUUUAUCCAUUUAAAUAUUGUGGUGAUAUUUUACCAUUUUGUGAUGAAAUUAAAGUUUUUGAACAUUUAAUUAAUAAUCGUCAUACAAGUUCAGUGAUUGGUUUUUUACAAAAAGAUUAUUCAUUUGAAAAAUAUUUAAAUUCUACAAAUGUUAUUAUAUUUGAUUUUGAUUCUUCUAAAAUUUUAAAUAAUUUAAAAGAAUUUAAAUUAAUUUCACUUCCAAAAGAAAAUAGAGUUUUAACAAUGCUUAAAAAUAACAUUUCUAAAUAUGAUACUAAUAUUAGAAUUAUGGACUUUUUUGUUAAAUGUAUGGCAUCUUGGUUCGGUAAUUAUAGACAUCACUUUAAAUUACAUUCAAAUUUAUUUGAAUUUGAUCAUUCUAGGUUUAUAACUGAUGAACAUCAUUCAAUUGAAUCAAAUGAUUUUUAUAAGGCUUUUUCAUGUACUCAUCUGUACAAGAUUUUCAUUGAUGAAAGAACAAAACUUGUUAACGAUUAUCAAACUUUUCAAAUUCAAAAAAUUCAAUUCGGAAGAUUUGAACAAGAAUGUUUCAAAAUUAAUCCAAGAAUUUUUACAAAUGCUUCAACAAAUGUUUCUCUAACAAGUAAUAAUUCAUCAUUCAAUAAUAAUAGUAAUACCAAUAAUAAUACCAAUAAUACCAAUACUACUACUACUAAUGGUACAAUUACAACAAAUCAAUCAUUAAAUAAUACUAAUAGUACAGGUAAUAAUUCUACUACCACUCAAUCUUUGAAAAAUAAUCAAUCUAAUAAUACUGGUGGUGGUAGUAAUAAUAAUACUAGUAAGAAUAAUAAUAAUAGUGGUGGUGGUAAUAAUGGAUUUUCAUUAAAACAUUUAUUCUUUAAAAAGAAUAGUAAUAAUAAUCAAACUAAUCAAUCAAGUAUUAAUGAAUUACCAGAAGAUAAGAAUGAUAAGAACAAUGAUAUUGAACCAAUGUCACCUUCAUUUGGUACUAAAGUAAUUGGUGAAUUACAAUUUAGUAAGGAAAAUCAAUUAUCACUUUCAUUCUAUUGUAGAGAAAGUGAUUCAACAAAAACUAAAUUUUCAUUCAGUGAAUUCCAUCAAACAAUUAAACCACCUAAGAAAUAUUUACCAGAAUUUGGAGAACAAUCAAUUGUUACAAAAGAAGAUGUUGAAUCAGGAGAUUCUAAAAUUCAAUCAGAUCUUGAUACACUUUUAGAUGUUAAUGAUAAUAGUAGUGAAACAACAAGUGAAUGUGCAAUUGAUGAAGAUCAUUCCACUUUAGAAUCAACAGAAUCAUUUAAUAUUGUUGAUAAUGAAUCUAUUAUUAUGGUCAAUGAAUCUGAUACAAGUAUUGAUAAAGUUGUUGAAAUUCCACCUCUCACUUCUACCACCAUCACUGCCACUACCACCACAACUUGUAUUCCAGUUACAACUACUGCUGAUGAAUUUUAUGAUUAA